AUGCCGGGGCCUGGGCUCUGUCCCCUGGCAGCUGAUGGUGACAGGACAGCUGAGUGCCACCUCCUGUGCCUGCAGGACCAAGAUUGCCCACCCAGCCAGAAGUGCUGCCUGCAGGGCUGCAGUCGGGUGUGCAUUCCCCCACUGUGGGAACACGAGGCUGCAGUGGUGCCACGGUACCGUGCUGAGCCGUGUGUGGAGGAAUGUGAGGCCGACUCACAGUGUCCUUGGGGACAAAGGUGCACCCGCACUGGAUGUGGCCACACCUGUACGAAUGCCCCUGAAGCCAGAGAGAGAGCAUGCCCAAUCCCCAGGGACCACGGGAUAUGCGUGGACCUCUGCAGCCUCGAUGAGGACUGUCCCUGGGGCCACAAGUGCUGCAGCAACAGCUGA
Molecule: messenger RNA, 390 nt
Organism: Chaetura pelagica (chimney swift)
Lineage: Eukaryota; Metazoa; Chordata; Aves; Apodiformes; Apodidae
Gene: WFDC3
Product: WAP four-disulfide core domain 3
Exons: 4
Coding region: 1-390 (129 amino acids)
Cellular component (GO): extracellular region
Molecular function (GO): peptidase inhibitor activity
Source: RefSeq, a predicted model, not a curated record